Acytostelium subglobosum LB1 is the source of this 339-nucleotide messenger RNA. RefSeq lists its product as hypothetical. The transcript is spliced from 3 exons. The record is from RefSeq and is a predicted model, not a curated record. Bases 1 to 339 code for a protein of 112 amino acids. Gene Ontology annotation, cellular component: signal recognition particle, endoplasmic reticulum targeting. Gene Ontology annotation, molecular function: endoplasmic reticulum signal sequence receptor activity; 7S RNA binding. Gene Ontology annotation, biological process: SRP-dependent cotranslational protein targeting to membrane. Lineage: Eukaryota; Evosea; Eumycetozoa; Acytosteliales; Acytosteliaceae.
AUGGUACUGCAAGAGAAUGAUACCUUCCUCACAGCACUGAACAAUAUGUUUAAGGCAAGGAAUUCAAAGGGUUCAGUUUGGAUCACUAUAAAGAGAUAUACACCAGAGGAUAAGAAGGGAGAAGCCCCAACAGCAGCAGAGGAGAAGGAACACAUGUGUUUAGUGCGUGCGACAGAUGGACAAAAGAAGAAGAUAUCAACUCUAGUUGAAGCAAAGGAUAUAACAUCAUUCCAACAGAGCAUUAGGAAUGUACUACUGAUCAAUGUUGACAAUCUAAAGAAAGAACAGAAAGAGAAGAAGAAGCCUGCUGCUGUUGUAAAGCGAGCGAACAAGGUGUAA